Symbiodinium pilosum is the source of this 1767-nucleotide messenger RNA. Lineage: Eukaryota; Dinophyceae; Suessiales; Symbiodiniaceae. The record is from the annotation of a GenBank genome assembly.
GCGGUUCUUUCUGCUGAUUAUCGUCGAGGCUUGCGGGAUGCGGCUAUUUGGUUGCUGGGGGUGGCUCGGUACUUGGGCUCGGGUGGUCGAUGCAUGGCUGGAGAGAGCAGUGGAGCAUUGCUACCAAACAGGGGAGCGGCUAUAUCGGGUGCGGCUCGGUGUCCUCGGCCUUCAACGUCUGCUUCACCUUUCGGGUCCGUUGCUGAGGGGAACGUGGGCGGCUCUGCGUGGAUGGCAGUCCUUGGUGCCAGUGAGGUCCAGGGUGGUGGUCAUCGAUGCUUGGGUGUUGGAUUGCCUUUGAAGCUCUCCUUUGCCCGGGCGAGGCGCGACUGGGCUAAGCUGGUGAGUGAGGCUCUGGCGGCUCUGGACUUGCAGGAUCGAGGAGGCUUUGUCGACGCAGGUCCUUUCUUCGGCUACUGCUUUAGCUCAGAAACAGCUUGGCCUGGCGCAAAAACACGUGCACUUCUUGUCUGCUCCGCCGCCUUCUUCUCUCAGAAGCUUGGUGCACCUGUAAGGAUGUCUGUGCGCUUGCAGCGGGCCUUGAGAGAACUGUCUGCUGCUCUAGAAGAGACUACUUGGGACGUGGUCUCCCCGACUUCCAGCUCAGUGUCCGGCACUACAGUGGCGGCUACUGUGCAGGCCAGCAGUGAAGGGCAAGGGCAAAGGCCGCGGGCCCGUGCAAAGGCUGUGGGUCCUGUGGCAGGGGGCUACACCACUACUGUGGGCUCUGAGGAGGGGAGUGGCAGUGCAGAGAAACCAGGACGUAGGCCUACAGUGUUGGUGGCCGACACUACAGCGAGCUCUGUCGCCUACCACGGAAACGUGCGCCACCACGUGGUUCUCUCGAACCCAAAAGAUCCAUCCUUUGUAGGAUGGACGGCCGGCCCAGCAGCCACGACUUGGCGCCGCCUGGAGGCAAAGUUACCAGGAGGCCAACUCUCCGACUCAGCCGUACGGCUACGGCGAGUAGAGUCCAAGCAAGCAGCCGAAGAACUGUGGAAGCAGUACCAGCCGGGCCAGACGCUGCCGCUGCAGCCCUUUUGGCUGCUUCUACUUGGCAACGUGGAAGUGGAUGCGGGGAUGAACCCUGCCGAGGUGCUCAGCGAGCCGGCGGCUCGGCAAGCCGCCACCCGCUGGCGCUCUGGCAGUGCAGCCCGCCGUAUUACGGCGGCCUUAGCGAGGCUGACUACCUCCUUGCAGUCCUGGGGCUCAGGAACUACUUCUUCGGCAGCAGGAGGCUCACCUGAACUGGUGCCAGUCAGGGCUCGACCGCUUCUCUCGGGGCCCUGGGAGCGGCCUCGCUGGCCUACUCUUGAGGGAAUCUUGCAGAACCUCUGGGCUCUGCGCUGGCGGACUUGGCUGGCCUGCUUCUUGCUGCUGUUGUUCCCGCGCGCCUCUGCACUAGUCGUGGUGCUGCUGUGCAGGUACCUGAUCAAAGGUCUGGUCGCUUUGAUCGUCUACUUUGGCCAGGAACUGUUUGCGCAGAUAGCUGUGACGGUGCAUGAGGUCGAAGACACCAUGGUCUCUUGGCUCGGCUCCUACUUGCACCCGGUGCCUCAUGCCCCGGUUUCUCAGGUCCCACUCAUGUGGCAACAACCCUCAGAUGGCACCGCAGAACGGCCUCCUGCGAUGCCACCACAGCCUGGCAACCAUAACAACUAUGAUCACCCGCCCACCCGACCCAUUGAUGUGCUGACUGUGCUCCUUCUUGCCGGGAACCUCUUGCGCGGCCAGCCGGGAGUGGGUGGAGGUAAUCCUGCAGGUUAG